AUGCCAACAGCAGUAAUCACGGGCGCAAACUCCGGCAUCGGAAACGCCCUCGCCAAAAUCCUCAUCAGAGAAGGCUACGAAGUAAUAGCAGCAGACAAAACCCUUGGCUCAACAAUCCAAUCCCUAGGCUGCCAAGCCUACCAACUUGACAUCUCCUCCGGAGAUUCAAUCACCUCUUUCGUCAACUCCAUAUCCCAGCAAACAUCCAUCGACCUCCUCCUGCACGUCGCCGGCGUCAUGUCUCCACCCUCCGAAGACACCCUCACCACAGUCUCGUUAUCCGCACUGCAAAACACUUUCUCCGUGAACACAUUCGGUCCGAUUUUACUAACGCAAGCCCUGCUUCCUAAUAUCCUCAAAUCAUUGUCGCCGAAGAUAGCAGUGGUAUCGAGUCGUGUGGGUAGCAUGGCCGAUAACACGUCUGGAGGCCAAUACGCGUAUCGAGCGAGUAAGGCAGCUGUGAAUUCUUUAUUUAAGAGUGCGAGUGUGGAUUUGAAGGACAAGGGUGUGGCGGUGCUUGUCUUGCAUCCGGGGAUUGUGAAGACGGCGUUAGAUGCUAGGCAUAAGGAAGAGGAGGUGCCAGGUGCGGUGGAGCCAGAGGAGGCGGCUGAGGGAUUGUGGGAUGUGUUGAGUAGGAAGGGCUUGGAGAGUACAGGUAUGUUCUUUCAUAGGAAUGGGGAGGAACUUCCUUGGUAG
Alternaria atra is the source of this 696-nucleotide messenger RNA. RefSeq lists its product as uncharacterized. Gene Ontology annotation, molecular function: oxidoreductase activity, acting on the CH-OH group of donors, NAD or NADP as acceptor. Bases 1 to 696 code for a protein of 231 amino acids. Lineage: Eukaryota; Fungi; Ascomycota; Dothideomycetes; Pleosporales; Pleosporaceae. The record is from RefSeq and is a predicted model, not a curated record. The transcript is spliced from 2 exons.